AUGCGCUUCUCGUCCUUCAUCUCUGCCUCGAUGGCCACGGCCACCGCUCAGGACCUGAUCAGUGUUCUGCAAUCCCAGCCCGACUUGAGCGUCCUUUUCGAAGCUCUGCAAACCGUCCCAGAACUAGCAAGCACUCUGAACGGUUGUUCUAACAUCACCAUCCUCGCACCGACUGAUGGAGCGUUCACUGCGUUGCUCUCUGCGCCCCUGAACGCCGAGAAUCAAGCUCUGAACACCAAAGACCCUAACGGCACCAUCAACUUGCUGAGUUACCAUGUCUUGAGAGAGCCACUGCCAUCUGCGUCGACCCCGUCCACUCCGACGUACGUUCAAACGUUGUUCACUAGCGGCAUCCCCAUCCUGGGAAGCACCAGGACAAACGUAACUGGCGGACAGAAUGUGCAAAUCGUCAGUAACGGUUCUGCUGUACAGUGUCUCUCCGGGGACCUCCAAAUCUCGCCCGUAGUUGAAGCGGACAUUACUAUUGGCGACAUUGUAGUCCACAAGAUCGAUAGUGUCCUGAGCAUCCCCAACAACAUCACGACCACAGGCCCACAAGUCGGUGGUACAGCUGCCGUCCCGUACAUCGAAGCAGCAGGUUUGGCCGAGACACUGGAUAUUGUGCCAGACCUGACGCUUUUCGUUCCGACGAAUGACGCCGUUGACGCCAUCGGGUCCGUACUCGCAGGCGCUAGCAUCGAAUUCGUCGCAGAAAUCCUGCAAUAA
Molecule: messenger RNA, 726 nt
Organism: Cyphellophora europaea CBS 101466
Lineage: Eukaryota; Fungi; Ascomycota; Eurotiomycetes; Chaetothyriales; Cyphellophoraceae
Exons: 2
Coding region: 1-726 (241 amino acids)
Biological process (GO): macroautophagy
Cellular component (GO): fungal-type vacuole membrane
Source: RefSeq, a predicted model, not a curated record